Frieseomelitta varia is the source of this 1272-nucleotide messenger RNA. RefSeq names its product apolipoprotein D-like. Gene Ontology annotation, molecular function: lipid binding. The transcript is spliced from 5 exons. The coding region runs from base 163 to 732 and encodes 189 amino acids. The record is from RefSeq and is a predicted model, not a curated record. Gene Ontology annotation, biological process: lipid transport; tissue regeneration; brain development. Lineage: Eukaryota; Metazoa; Arthropoda; Insecta; Hymenoptera; Apidae.
CUUCACGAUUCGUGUCUCUGCGUAAGCAGGAAGGUGCAAAGAACUGGGAAGUCCAGUCACUGGCGAACAGUUGAUCGUGUGAGAAGUGUCACUGUCAACCCCGAUCAGUUUUUCCAGUUGUCAAGAUUCAGCGUGAACGACGAUUGUCAAUUCGAAGAGAUAAUGUUGCGGAUAUAUUUACUUAUAAUCAUCGCAAGUGCUGUGACAGCACAGGUACCAUUCUUGGGUUCGUGCCCCAACGUGGAAACCACACAGAACUUCGAUAUGAAAAGGUAUUUGGGAAAGUGGUAUGAGAUCGAGAAGUACUUUGCAUUCUUCGAGUUCGGUGGAAAAUGCGUGACUGCUACUUUCAAUAUAACGGACGACAGCAACUCGAUCAACAUUUUGAAUAAGCAGAUAUCUUCUUUGACUGGAGUUUCUUCAAGUAUCGAAGGUGUUGGGAAACCUGUUCUUAAAGUGGAAGAAGCAAAAUUGAGUGUUUCGUUCCCGAGUAUGCCUCUUCCAAUAGAUGCACCUUAUUGGAUUCUUGAUACCGACUAUACAACUUAUGCAGUCGUAUGGAGUUGUUCGAAUUUCGGUGUGUUCAGUACGAGGAACGUCUGGAUUUUAGCAAGAGAACCAAAGCCACCGGUUUCUGUUUUAGAAAAAGCUUAUCAGAUAUUGGAUAAAAAUAAUAUAAGUAGAGCGUAUUUCAUUCGUACAGAUCAGAAGAACUGUCCUAUAGGGAACUGAAUAAUAAUAAUAUUUCAUUAAAUAUCAAAGCACAUUUAUUUCGUUCAAAACAGCGUAGUUUUGUUUCAUUGUAAAAUACAUUAUGACGUAUCUUUGAAGUCAAUAGGUUUUGAAAAUCACCAAUUCCUGUGACUGUACGUUCAAUCUGAUCCGUGAUCAUUUAGUUAUUGAUCUUUAGCUGUAAUGUGAAAUGCAUGUGAUUUACUUUAUUGAUCGUUCAUAAAGAAAAUUAGUAAUUUGGAUACAAUUAUUUAUAUUCGUUAAUUUUAUAGAAUCAAACAAGUUUUUAAUGCUUUUGAUAUUUGACUUAACUUUUUUUUACAAAUUUAUGUCAAUUGUCGAGAAGUUUUCAAUGAAUAAUUAUUCGUUUAAAUUGAAAUUAAACUGUGCUAAAAUUUCUAUCCAUGUUAGAAACUAAAAGGGCAAUUUUUGAUACUGUAUUUUAGAAUAACGCGUUGUUAUAUUUAUUUUAUUUAUUUAUUUAUAUUGUAUUAAAUGAAGUGACACUAAAAUGUGUGAUAAUAAACAAUUAUUUAUCGA